UACAACAACCAAGUACAGAGAGAAAAUCCAAAAUUCGGUUUCUUUCUUAUUCUUGUUGGGGUUUCGAGAUUUUCCACCUAUCCAAACAAGAAAUAAUCAUGGCGGGUGAAUUUUCCGGGAAAGUGAGUUGUGGGUUAUGCUUUUAGUUGCGGAUUUCGUUACUUUUUGUCGAUAAACAGAGCCAAAGUUUCUUUCUUUCCGUCUUUCUUUCUGCUCCCUCCAUCCACCGUAGAAAGAAGGAGAAAAGUCUAGAGAGAGAGAGAGAAAUAUGAUAGCAGCGACGUCGUCGUUAUCGUCGUCUUCGGCGAGUGUGGCUGUGGACAAGGCGACGAGCGAUCUUCUGAUAAGUCCUGAUUGGACUAUGAACAUAGACAUCUGCGAUUCCGUCAAUUCUCAUCAUUGGCAGGCAAAAGAUGUCGUAAAAGCUGUUAAGAAAAGGUUGCAGCAUAAGAGCCCCAAAGUUCAAUUUCUAGCCUUGACGCUUUUGGAGACAAUGGUGAAGAACUGUGGUGAUUAUGUCCAUGUUCAAAUUGCAGAGAGAAAUAUACUAGGAGAGAUGGUUAAAAUUGUGAGAAAGAGGGCAGAUAUGCAGGUUCGGGAUAAAAUCUUGAUAUUGCUGGACUCUUGGCAAGAAGCAUUUGGUGGUCCUGCUGGAAAACAUUCUCAGUACUACUGGGCAUGCGAGGAACUAAGGCGUUCCGGAGUAGAAUUUCCCAGGCGUGCAUCAGAAGCAGCUCCAAUAUUUACACCACCUGUUGCACAUACAGGAUUGAGGCACGCUCAAGCUGGAUACGGAAUGCCUAGCAAUUCCUCAAGAAGGCUCGAUGAAACAAUGGCUACAGAAAUGGAGAAUCUAAGUUUGUCAAGCCUGGAUUCUAUGAGGAAUGUUAUGGAGCUCUUAGAUGACAUGCUGCAAGCUGUGAACCCUAGUGACCGUUUGGCCAUAAAAGAUGAAGUGAUAGAGGAGCUUGUCAACGGAUGUCGUGCCAACCAGAAAAAACUGAUCCAUAUGCUAACUACAACUGGAGAUGAAGAACUUCUUGCUCGGGGUCUUGAUUUGAACGAUAGGAUGCAAAGUCUGCUUGCAAAACAUGAUGCUAUAGUUUCUGGUUUGCCUGUGCCAACUCAAGCUACAAGCUUUAGUCCCCAACCGACUGAAAAGUUUGCGUCUAGUUCCAAGCAGACUGAAGUAAAAGAGUCCAGCACAAGUGACUCUAGUCCAAGACCUAAUGCUAAUGUAUCUGCACCAGUUGGUACCAUGGCCAGGAUCCAGAUUGAUGAAGACGAAGAAGAGGAAGAUGAAUUUGCACAGCUAGCUCGAAGGCAUUUUAAACCACGGUCAGUGCCUCCUCAAAACACAUCUAGUGGAAGUAAUGAUAAUUUGGCGUUGGUGAGCACCAGCAGCACAAUAGAUCCAUCAGCCACAACAUCUGCUCCAAGCAAUGCAUUAGUUCUGGCUGAUCCACCAGCACCAGUUAAGACAACAAAAGAGCAGGACAUGAUCGACCUUCUGAGUAUCACUUUAUCAACAACAGCUGCCUCCCCAGACACCACCCCUCACGCCCCAGCAUCUGACCCUCACACCACGCCAGACCCGCACACGGUUCCAGCAUCUAAUGGUAACACACAUCAGGAGCCUGUUGCCCCCACCAUACAAGGAAAUCCCUAUCCUUCCCAGCCUUAUCCAGGAAAUCCCGGGAUGGUACCCUAUAACAGCUAUGUUGUUCCAUGGGCACAAGCACAACCUCAAUCUCAACUGCAACAGCCACAGUUCCAACCGCAAUCACAAUUUCAGCCUCAGCCUCAAUUCCAGUCACAGUUUCAACCUCAAUAUCCUCAAUACCCGACUGCCUACCCUCCUCCACCGUGGGCAGCUUCACCGGGAUAUUCUAGCCAAAACCAUUUUUCCGCCAAUAAUACAUUUUCCACUCCUCGUGCCAAUACAACCACAUCUUAUAGUCCAGCACAAUCAGCUAGACCUUUGCACCACUUCAAUUCGUUCCCUGCAAGGGGAAUGAAUGGGAUAGAUAGCAACGGAGGUUCAACGAGCCCGAGUCCUAGGAGCCCUGCCCCUGCAGCAGGACAAAAGCCCUACAUUCCCUCAUACCGAUUAUUUGAAGAUCUGAAUGUGUUCGGCAAUGCAGAUGGAAAGUUUAAGAUGACAAGCAGCAAUACAUCAUCUAGCUUGUCUGGAGCUGCCGGCCAAGGUAUGGUAGGUGGGAGGAAGUGAGAUACUGUCGUACAGAUUACGAACCGGGAUGCAGCUUUGUGAAUAUAUCCUGUAUAUCAGUGUCUGCGUCGUCUUCCGGUUUGUGAUAUAUUCGGAUUUCGUUAGAUUGGUAUGCUUUAUUGAUUUGCAGUUGUCAUCGGUCACCAUUUGUGUGUCGCUUUUCAGCAGAAUCAUUUGACCCUAAAGACUAGCAUUUUUCUUCAUAAACUAAGGUUUUUAAUUAUAUUGAAAUGAAGUCAAUAAGCCUUUAAUCCUCA
This is a messenger RNA of Pyrus x bretschneideri (Chinese white pear), 2487 nucleotides long. RefSeq names its product TOM1-like protein 6. Bases 269 to 2230 code for a protein of 653 amino acids. Lineage: Eukaryota; Viridiplantae; Streptophyta; Magnoliopsida; Rosales; Rosaceae. The transcript is spliced from 9 exons. Gene Ontology annotation, molecular function: ubiquitin binding; phosphatidylinositol binding. Gene Ontology annotation, biological process: protein transport to vacuole involved in ubiquitin-dependent protein catabolic process via the multivesicular body sorting pathway. The record is from RefSeq and is a predicted model, not a curated record.